Lagopus muta (rock ptarmigan) is the source of this 1603-nucleotide messenger RNA. It is a transcript of the gene TMEM242, whose product is annotated as transmembrane protein 242. The coding region runs from base 134 to 583 and encodes 149 amino acids. Lineage: Eukaryota; Metazoa; Chordata; Aves; Galliformes; Phasianidae. The transcript is spliced from 4 exons. The record is from RefSeq and is a predicted model, not a curated record.
AGCGGCUGCGCAGCCCAGAAGAAGGAGGAGGAGGUGGAGGAGAUGGAAGAGGAAGGGCGGCCGCGCCGCCUGCUCCGCUCCUUUUCCUUCCGGGUUAGCUGCUGCUGCCGCCGCGUCCACCCGCUGCCCGGCCAUGGGGGAUUCCCCGCAAACUGCGGCUCCGCUGGACCCCGCGCUGGGGAGGCCUCUUCCCCGGGGCCGCGGGAGCACUGCGGACUCCCAGGACAAGCUCUUCCUCAUUAAAGGUGGAAUUUUUCUAGGUACGGUUGCUACAGCAGGAAUGAUAGCAGGUUUUGGCACCACGCUUGCCAUGGCAAAAAAGAAGAACCCAAACUGGUUCAAUAAGGGUAUUACUGCUACAGCUGCACUACCUGAAAGCGGCUCAUCACUGGCCUUACGUGCCCUAGGAUGGGGCUCUCUGUAUGCAUGGUGUGGAGUUGGAUUACUAAGUUUUGCCAUCUGGAAGGCUCUGGGUGUUCACAGUAUGAAAGAAUUCCGAACUAAAAUGCAGUCACUGUUUCCAGCAAUACCUAAAAAUAGUGAGUCCACCGUUGAAUGGGAAGACUUACUUAAAUCAAAGUGAAAGAAUCAGAAGCAUUUGGAGAUGGCUUUUUCAGCAAGAAAAGGAGCAGAAGCAUCAGAAGCGUCUCAUCUGAAUGAAAGAGAAAAUAAAUCAGACUGAGCAAGUUACCAACUGAGUUCACUGAACCUGGGGAUGCCAGUUAACAUCUCAGUGGCAAGAUAAUUAAAAUAAUAAUUUAUACUGUAUUUCUUCAGCGUGUUUGGUAUGGUUGAUUUGUGAGAAAAUGAACCUUCCAAGGUAAGUUGGUUCCAACUUGAAAAAAGGCUGUGCAUUAUGAGGACUUAAAAAAAAAACCAACUUUAAUUGUUAAUGUAUAAGGACAGAACCUCAAUAAACGUUUACCCCAUCCUGCCUUUAAAGACUAAUUUUAGGUUAUUUCUCUAGGAAACAAAGAACAGUGCUUUCAGUGCCAUUUACAUGCAUCAUUAGGAAUGUAAAUAUCAAGAUAAUUAUAAAAGGUCCAUCAGUGAGCCUGGAGAUAAAGGUUACAGUGCACUCUUCUAAAAAUAAAGGAGAUAUUUAAAGUUGUAUCAAAGAAAGUGUCUAAACCAAGCUGUUUUUGUCUGAUCGGAAAGUUUAAAACAUCAAAUACAGAGGUAAUGACUUGCUGAGCUCCUCUACAGAGCAGCAGUAGAGACCUCAGUGAAGUCACUCUUUUUUCAGUAGUAGAUUUUUUAUUGGAUCCCACAAUUGUGAAUCUGACCGGUUGUAUAAAAUCUUCUACUAUAUUUGUAUGAACAACGUAAGUGAAAAAUAUAUACAAUAGUGUUAUGUCCAGCCUGUCCUACGCAACAGAUAUUUUCAGCAAACAAAGUGUGUGUUUUCUGGGGGGUGUUAUUUAGUGGUUCCUGUGGCUCUUCUAUCAGGAGAAGCAAUGUGUCGUUUUCCCACACUGCAGUAAUCUCAUGAGGCGUAGGCAUAACUAGGAAGAAUAAUAUGUUGCACUCAAACACUGUAUUUGCAGAACUGUAGAUCUGUAAAAUUGCAGAAAUAAAAAAAUAAAUUAGUAUCAAUGAACAA